UUCCUCUUCUCUGCAUUGAGCUGAAGUGUGACGGGCUCUACCUUCGGUGGCCUCUGCUCUGCCCCAGGAGGACAGCCUGGAGGAAGAGGGAAUGGCUCCUGCCCUGACAGCCAGGCCUGGGAAAGAAUCAGUGACAUUCAAGGAUGUGGCUGUGGAAUUCACCCCAGAGGAGUGGGUACAAUUGAACCCAUCUCAGAAAAAGCUGUGCAGGGAUGUGAUGCUGGAGAACUAUAGGAACUUGGUCUCUUUGGGAUUUGCAGUUUCCAAACCAGAUGUGAUCUACCAGUUAGAAAGAAAGGAAGCAUCUUGGAUGCCAGAGGCAGAUAUUCCAAGAAGCAGCUGUCCAGAGAUCAGAGAAUUUACUGGAGAUAAACCUUUUCCAUGUAAUGAAUAUGGGAAGGCCUUCAGGACCAAGAAGCAUCUGGCUGUGCAUGAGAGAAUUCAUACUAGAGAGAAACUUUGCAAAUGUAGUGAAUGUGAGAUGGCCUUCAGGGAGAAGACACAACUUACUCUGCAUCACAGAGUUCAUACUGGAGAGAAACCUUAUGAAUGUAAUGAAUGUGGCAAGGCCUGCAGAUAUAAAGGACAACUUACAAUCCAUCAGAGAAUUCAUACUGGAGAGAAACCUUAUGAAUGUAGUGAAUGUGGGAAGGCCUUCAGGGAUAAGACACAACUUACUCUGCAUCAGAGAAUUCAUACUGGAGAGAAACCUUAUAAAUGUUAUGAAUGUGGGAAGGCCUUCAGAGAUAAGACAAAACUUACAGUGCACCACAGAAUUCAUACUGGAGAGAAACCUUAUCAAUGUAGUGAAUGUGGGAAGGCCUGCAGGUAUAAAGGACAACUUACAGUCCAUCAGAGAAUUCAUACUGGAGAGAAACCUUAUGAAUGUAGUGAAUGUGGAAAGGCCUUCUUGAGAAAGGCAGAGCUUGCUGUGCAUCAGACAAUUCAUACCGGAGAGAAACCUUAUGAAUGUAGUGAAUGUGGAAAAGCCUUCAGGAGGAAGGACCAUCUUACUGUACAUCAGAGACUCCAUACUGGAGAAACAUGUUAUGAAUAUAAGGAGUGUGGGAAGGGUUUUCUCUACAACUCAGAUCUUACUCUACAUCAAAAAAUUCAUGCUAGAAAGAAACCUUAUAAAUGUAUUGAAUGUGGAAAAGCCUUUAGAGAUAAGACACAACUUACAGUGCAUCAGAGAAUUCAUACUGGAGAGAAACCUUAUGAAUGUAGUGAAUGUGGGAAGGCUUUCAGCAGUAAGACACAACUUACAGUGCAUCAGAGAAUACAUACUGGAGAGAAACCUUUUGAAUGUAGUGAAUGUGGGAAGGCCUGCAGGUAUAAAGGACAACUUACAGUGCAUCAGAGAAUUCAUACUGGAGAAAAACCUUAUGAAUGUAGUGAAUGUGGAAAGGCCUUCAGGAGGAAGUCACAUCUUACUGUACAUCAGAGACUCCAUACUGGAGCUAUGUGUGAUGAAUAUAAGGAGUGUGGGAAGGGUUUCCUCUACUACUCAGAUGUUACUCCACAUGAAAAAAGUCAUGCUGGGAAAAAACCUUAUAAAUAUAGUGGAUGUGAGAAAGACUUCAGAGAUAAGAGAAAACUUACAGUGCACCACAGAAUUCAUACUGGAGAGAAACCUUAAAAAUGUAGUGGAUGUGGGAUGGCCUUCAGAGAUAAGACAAAACUUAUAGUGCAUCACAGAAUUCAUACUGGAGAGAAAUUUUUAAAAUGUAGUAAAUGUGGAAAGGCCUUCGAAAUAAGACACAACUUAGAGUGUAUCACAAUUCACACUGGAGAGAAACCUUAUAAAUGUAGUGAAUAUGGAAAAGCCUUCAGGAGUAGGAGAGAAAUUACUGAUCAGAGAAUUCAUACUGGAGAGAAACCUUAUGAAUGUAGUAAAUGUGAGAAGGCCUUUGGGAGGAAGUCAUAUCUUACUGUGCAUCAGAGACUUCAUGCUGGAUAUAUGUGUGAUGAAUACAAGGAAUGGGACGGGUUUUCUGUACAACUCAGAUGUUACUCCACAUGAAAAAAUUCAUACUGGAAAGAAACUUUAUAAAUGUAGUGAAUGUGGAAAACCCUUCCUAGAUAAGACACAAAUCACAGUGCAUCACAGAAUUCAUACUGGAGAGAAACCUUAUAAAUGUAGUAAAUGUGGGAAGGUCUGCAGGCAUAAAGCACAAUUUACAGCACAUCACAGAAUUCAUACUGGAGAGAAACCUGAUAAAUGUAAUAAUAUGGCAAGGCCUUCAGCAGUAAGACACAACUUUCAUUGAAACCUUUUGAAUAUAGUGAAUUUGCAAAGGCUUUCAUGAUGAGGACAAAACUUACAGUGCACUGCAGAAUUCACACUGGAGAGAAACCACAUGAAUGUAAUGAAUGUGGAAAUGCCUUCAGGAGGGAAGAGAUAUCUUACUGUACAUCAGAGAACUCAUACUGUUGACAUCCAUAAUGAAUUUAAUGAGUGUGGGAUGGUUUUCCCCUACAAAUUGGACCUUAUUUGACAUGAAGAAAUUCAUACUGGAUAGAAACUUUAUGAAUGUAGUAAAUGUGGAAAGGCCUUUAGGAAGAAGAAGUCACAUCUUACUGUUCGUCAGAGAAUUUGUACUGGAGAUAUGUGUUAUGAAUGUAAGGUGUGAGAAGGGUUUUCUCUACAACUCAGAUCUUACUCUAUAUCAACUUCAUACUGGAGAGAAACCUUAUGAAUGUAGUGAAUGUGGAAAGGUCUUCUGAAGUGAGACACAAUUGACAGACUUGACAUCAAAGAAUUAAUUCUGGAGAGAAACUUUUGCAAUUUGGGAAGGCCUUUAGACUUAACACAUUACUUUAUGUUCAUCAGAGAAUUGAUACUAGAUUGAUUCUUCCCCUAUUCUGAAGCCUGCAAAGAGGCAAAGAUUUAGUAUUAUCAUCCCAGUCUCCCAUGGACCUUCAGGGAAGGAGAGAUGAUGCUGGCUGAGGCAGAGGUUACUGAGUGGAUAGUGGUAUUGGGAGGUCCUUAGUAUUAACUGUCCCCGGGCAUAUGGCUUGCAAGACACUUGGGGAUGACCUCUUGGCCAUGAGAUGAGCCUGAGCCUAAUGUGUGAUGAAUAAUUAUUGACAGAGCUUGAGGAAUAUAUCCUCAUCAGCAACCUGAUGUUGCUGGUGCUUCUUCUUCUCCUGUUCAUUUCAAUAGCCACUGUGGAUGUUACAGAUUUGAAAUCACAUUAAUUAAAACAAAGCAUCCCAAGAAUGUGUGGCAGAUUUUGAUGCAACAUGAUUUCUGUCCUGUGCUCUGAAUGUCAAAGGAAAGAAGUUCAUUGAAGUGCAGGUAAACAGCAGGAUUAAUUAUGACCUUCUCAUUGUAGAUA
Molecule: messenger RNA, 3341 nt
Organism: Vombatus ursinus (common wombat)
Lineage: Eukaryota; Metazoa; Chordata; Mammalia; Diprotodontia; Vombatidae
Product: zinc finger protein OZF-like
Exons: 5
Coding region: 92-1639 (515 amino acids)
Biological process (GO): negative regulation of transcription by RNA polymerase II
Cellular component (GO): nucleus
Molecular function (GO): DNA-binding transcription repressor activity, RNA polymerase II-specific; RNA polymerase II transcription regulatory region sequence-specific DNA binding
Source: RefSeq, a predicted model, not a curated record